AUGGCGCUCCUCGCGAGAAUCGCCAAGUGUGAGACACGGUUUACGAGAUCUUAUAGCAAUGCUACUCCGAUGGUUAAAAUGUAUAUCGAUGGACAAUUCAUAGACUCAAAGGCUACAGAGUUCACGAAUGUCCACGAUCCAGCAACGAAUCAAUUGCUAUAUCGCACUCCAAAAUGUACGAGAGACGAGAUGGAAAGUGCGGUACAGAGUGCACAGAAAGCAUACGAGAAGUGGCGACAUACCAGCGUGCUAACGAGACAAAAUUUGAUGCUAAAGUAUCAGGCUCUUAUUCGCGAACACUCGAAAGAGAUUGCGGUGAAUCUCGUGAAAGAAAAUGGAAAGACUUUGGCUGACGCAGAAGGAGAUGUGCUUCGAGGUCUUCAGGUUGUUGAUUCAUGUGCAUCGAUUCCGGUGCUCCAAAUGGGAGAAUCUACGCCCAACAUCGCCACGGAUAUGGAUAUUAUCUCAUAUAAAAUACCUCUCGGUGUUACUGCAUCCAUUUGUCCCUUCAACUUUCCCGCCAUGAUACCGCUUUGGUCGUUUCCGAUAUCGGUCGCAUGCGGGAAUGCCGCUAUCCUGAAACCGUCGGAGCGGGUACCAGGUGCAUCCAUGAUCCUCGCUGAUCUCUUUACGAAAGCCGGUGCACCAGCUGGCCUUUUAAAUGUAAUACACGGUCAACAUGCAGCUGUGGAUUUCAUCUGCGAACAUCCCGAUAUCAAGGCCGUCUCGUUUGUCGGUUCUGAUCAAGCGGGCAAGUAUAUUUACAAGCAGUGUAGCGCGCACGGAAAAAGAGUACAGUGCAAUAUGGGUGCUAAAAAUCAUUGCGUUGUCCUGCCAGACGCGAAUAAGAACAAAACAUUAUCGCAAAUCACUGGGGCGGCUUUCGGCGCUGCCGGGCAGCGAUGCAUGGCACUCUCGAUGGCCAUUUUCGUAGGCAGAUCUAAGGAAUGGAUACCCGAACUAGUAGAAGCAGCGAAGAAAUUAAAGGUAAAUGCCGGUCAUGUGCCCGGCACGGAUCUAGGACCUGUUAUAUCACCACAAGCAAAGCAGAGGAUCAACGAGUUGAUCGAAUCAGGUGUUAAAGAAGGUGCGAAAUUGUCUCUCGAUGGAAGAGGUAUUGUUGUGUCUGGCUUUGAAAACGGGAACUUUGUCGGACCCACAGUGUUAACUGAUGUUAAGCCUACAAUGAAGUGUUACACAGAAGAAAUAUUCGGACCCGUUUUAUCGUGCAUGUUUGCUGACACUACCGAUGAGGCUAUCGACAUCAUCAAUAAAAAUCCUUAUGGCAAUGGCACGGCAGUUUUCACGACAAAUGGAGCGACAGCCAGGGCAUUCGUGAACAGAAUCGAAGUCGGCCAAGUUGGCAUUAACGUUCCCAUACCCGUCCCCUUACCGAUGUUCAGUUUCACUGGCAAUAAAGGUUCCUUUCUCGGCGAUAUGAACUUUUAUGGAAAAUACGGGGUAAAUUUCCAUACGCAAACGAAGACAAUAACACAGCUAUGGAGAUCAAGUGAUGCUACCGAUAUCGCAUCGUCGACGGCAAUGCCAACUAUGCAAUGAGGCUGUGAUUUACCAAAACUAUACGAUAUACCAAAACUUCACUAUGUUCCA
Atta colombica is the source of this 1611-nucleotide messenger RNA. Its product is annotated as probable methylmalonate-semialdehyde dehydrogenase [acylating], mitochondrial. Gene Ontology annotation, biological process: L-valine catabolic process; thymine catabolic process. Gene Ontology annotation, cellular component: mitochondrion. NCBI's taxonomy places the organism in Eukaryota, Metazoa, Arthropoda, Insecta, Hymenoptera, Formicidae. The record is from RefSeq and is a predicted model, not a curated record. The coding region runs from base 1 to 1560 and encodes 519 amino acids. The transcript is spliced from 8 exons. Gene Ontology annotation, molecular function: malonate-semialdehyde dehydrogenase (acetylating, [NAD(P)+]) activity; methylmalonate-semialdehyde dehydrogenase (acylating, NAD+) activity.